UAAAAUCGGUUUAUUUCGACUUCAGCGCUAGAUGCUGACGGACGCUAAAACGGUUUGGCGCGCAACGCUGCGAAGUUAUUGAAAACAAGUAAAAAUCGGUGCAUUCGCGAAGUUGAAUAACUGUGAAAUUAAGUAAUCGCUGUUGAGGGACUUUUCGGUUAUUAUAACGUGAAACCGGAUAUCACUUACUGUUCGCAUUUUUUAACUGCAUUACCGGAAGUGAGGUGAAAUCAAUUAAAUAAUUUUGGCGGUGUUUGUGCAGAAAUACCUGAGUAUAGAAAAAAAUGUUCACCACACGUUUAUUACCUCACCUAUUACCGGCAAUACUUUAUUGCCUCGUCAUACGGCUAGCGCCCACAGCGGCUCAACAAGCAUUCAUCAAACUCUGUGAUGUACAAAAUUUUGAUGAUUAUCUGGCGCAGACGGGAAAAGUGUAUCACGACGAGCGAGAGCGUCAAUAUCGUGAAUCAAUAUUUAUUGCUAAAAAAUCACUCGUCGAUUUGACGAAUAAAUAUGCGGCUUCCGGGUUGAGUUCAUUCCGUUUGAACAUAAAUCCUUUGGCGGAUUUGACGCGUCGUGAAGUAGGGAGAUUGACGGCAUCAAGGAUUACAUUUAUUGGAGAGGAAAUCACCUCUAAGCAUACAAAUUUCGUCACUGCCAAGGCGAAUCUACAAAAUCUCCCCGACUCAUUUGAUUGGCGCGAAAAGGGUGGUGUCACACCGCCCGGCUUUCAGGGCUUCGACUGUGGUUCGUGUUGGUCUUUCGCCACGGCUGCGGCGCUUGAGGGACAUUUGUUUCGACGCACCGGCAUACUGGUGCCACUCUCACAACAGAAUCUCGUCGAUUGUGCUGAGGAGUAUGGUAAUAUGGGCUGUGAUGGUGGCUUCCAGGAGUAUGGCUUCGAGUAUAUACGCGAUCAUGGCAUCUCGAUAGCGAAUAAUUAUCCAUACACACAAAUGGAGAAUGCGCAGUGUCAUCGCAACGAUACGGGCAAGGGUGUACAGAUACGUGACUAUGCGCGCAUUAAACCCGGCGACGAGGAGAAAAUGAAAGAAGUCAUUGCAACACUGGGACCGCUAGCAUGCUCCAUCAACGGUUCGCCCAUAUCGUUUGAGCAAUACAUGGGCGGCAUAUAUGAUGAUAAUGAAUGCAAUCAGGAGGAGGUGAAUCAUUCGGUUGUGGUGGUCGGUUAUGGCACCGAGAACGGGCGCGACUAUUGGAUUAUUAAGAAUUCGUAUUCGGAGAAUUGGGGUGAAGCUGGUUUUAUGCGUUUACUGCGGAAUGCGAAUAGCUUCUGUGGCAUUGCCAGCGAGUGUAGUUAUCCGAUAUUGUAGAAGUAGUUAAAGUAACGAAUAUUGGUGUUAGUAUGUAUUUAUACUAAAGAUAGUAUUAUUAUAUUGUUAAAUGCAUUCAAAUGUUUACUAGCAAAAUUUUUUAUAUAAGUUUAGUGAAAACAAAACACUGUUAUGUUUAUAUUGAUAUUUAUUCUAAUUCUAAAUUAAAUGAGAUUACUAUUAUAUUAUUUUUAAA
Messenger RNA from Zeugodacus cucurbitae (melon fly), 1530 nucleotides. RefSeq names its product procathepsin L (gene Cp1). Gene Ontology annotation, cellular component: lysosome. The record is from RefSeq and is a predicted model, not a curated record. The coding region runs from base 285 to 1334 and encodes 349 amino acids. Gene Ontology annotation, molecular function: cysteine-type endopeptidase activity. The transcript has 3 exons. NCBI's taxonomy places the organism in Eukaryota, Metazoa, Arthropoda, Insecta, Diptera, Tephritidae.